AACUGACGCACGCGUCCCAGGGCUGGGUCGGCUUUCAGUGGCUAGCUGCGCCAGGGGCGGAGAUUGCAGAAGCUCGCGCGGUGGGUGCGGGCGCGGCUACCCUGCCAUGGCCGAAAACCUGUGCCGAGCCCGGGCCCGGGUUUACCCCCCAUCUGUGCUGUUCCUGCAUCCCGACAUGGGCGUGGGCGGUGCCGAGCGGCUAGUGCUGGACGCGGCCCUGGCGCUGCAGGAGUACGGCUGUGACGUGAAGAUAUGGACGGCGCAUUACAACCCGAACCACUGCUUCUUGGAGACCCGCGAGCUCCCGGUGCACUGCGCCGGGGACUGGCUGCCCCGCAGCCUCGGCUGGGGCGGCCGCGGCGCCGCCAUCUGCGCCUACGUGCGCAUGGUCUUUCUGGCGCUCUACGUGCUGUUCCUCUCCGGCGAGGAGUUCGACGUGGUGGUCUGCGACCAGGUGUCUGCCUGUAUCCCAGUGUUCAAACUGGCCAGACGGCGUAAGAGGGUCCUGUUUUACUGUCACUUCCCAGAUCUGCUGCUUUCCAAGAGAAAUUCUACUCUGAAGCGCUUCUACAGGGCCCCCCUUGACUGGAUCGAGGAAUACACCACAGGCAUGGCAGAUCGCAUCCUGGUCAACAGCCAGUACACAGCUUCCAUCUUUAAGGAAACCUUCAAGAACCUGUCUCACGUAAACCCUGAUGUCCUCUACCCGUCUCUGAACAUCGCCAGCUUUGACUUGGCUGUUCCUGAUAAGAUAGAUGACCUAGUCCCCAAGGGCAAACAGUUUCUGUUCCUCUCUAUCAACCGCUUUGAAAGGAAGAAAAAUCUGCCUUUGGCAUUGAGCGCCCUAGUCCAGCUUCGUGGACGGUUGCCAUCUCAAGAUUGGGAGAAGGUUCAUCUGUUCAUGGGUGGUGGUUACGACGAUAGAAUCCUGGAGAACGUGGAACACUAUAAGGAGUUGAAGAAAAUAGUCCAGCAGUCAGACCUUCAGCGCCAUGUGACCUUCCUGCCAUCCUUCUCAGACAGACAGAAGAUCUCACUCCUCCACGGCUGCUUGUGUGUGCUUUACACUCCGAGCAAUGAGCACUUUGGCAUCGUCCCUCUAGAGGCCAUGUACAUGCAGUGUCCCGUCAUUGCUGUUAAUUCAGGUGGGCCCUUGGAGUCUGUCGUCCACAAGGUCACAGGGUUUCUGUGUGAGCCUGACCCAGUUCACUUCUCUGAAGCAAUGGAAAAGUUCAUCCACAAACCAUCCUUGAAAGUUAUGAUGGGCCUGGCUGGAAGAGCCAGGGUGGCAGAGAAGUUUUCCGCUGAAGUAUUUGCGGACCAGCUCUACCAGUAUGUCACCAAACUUGUGUAGUCAGGGGAGUCUGUAGUUUAGGGUCUGUAUGCUACAUGCGCUGCAAUCCAUCCUAUGGGUUGUAGAAACACCUCUGAAACCAAAAAAGGAGCUAGAAUCUAGUGCUAGUGAGAUUUUUUUUUUUUUUUUUUAAGUAGACUUGCGUCUUGAAUGUGAGCCACUUGUCCACCACAUCUACCUGUUAUUUUCUGAAAAUAUCCUUAAUGCUAUAGUCAUUCCACAUUUCAUCAUUGUUGUUGAAAGAUGGUAGAAAUCUGCUGCUAGCAGACUAUUUUAAUUCUAUUUUUCUGGAUUAUUGUUCCUUUAUAUAUAAAGGUUUAAUCAUCCAGUGCCUUAAUUGGCUUUAAUAGUCUUACCAUUGUCACAGUUGAUUGAUUUAACUUGAGAGUGCAGUAGGAACAGGACUAUUGCAGUUCCUACAGUCAGUUUACUUAGAGUAUUCUCUGUUAGCUGCUAGGAAAUGUAUGUUUGAUUUUUGUCUGGAUCCAUAACAAGAGUACUCAGUAUUAUUUAUUGUUUAUGGGUGGGGGUUGGUUUUUGUUUGUUUGGGGUUUUUUUGAUUUUGUUUUUUUGUUUGUUUGUUUUUUACUGCAAUUGGACAAUAAAAGGAUGUUUGACAUAAGAAGAGAAUAAAACUUUAGAUCUGGGCCUCCAUGCUCUGAUUUCAUCUAGUUAAAUAACAAAACCCAAAGUCAGAAAACUAGGGUACACUAGGCAGUUGAUAUGAAGGGAUAUCAAUACAUGUGUUGGCUUCCUGUAUCAGAAAUUACCCAUGUUUGCCUUAUUUCUUUGAGCCUGGGCAGAACAGUGUAUUGUGACAGGAACUCAUGAUAGAGGAGGCAACCAGGAAGCAAAGCGAUAGAAAGGACCCAAUAUCCCCUUCUAGAGAAUGCCCUGAUGAUGUAAUUUCCUUCCUCUAGCCCUUCCUACUAAAAGUUCUCUCACCUCUCAGUAGCAACAUGGGCUAGGGAUGAAGCCCUUCAGGGCACAAUCCUUUGGGGAUGUAUUAGUCAGGGUUCUCUAGAGUAACCGCACUUAUAGAAUGAAUCUCUCUCUCUGAUAUAUAUAUAUAUGUAUAUAAGGAAUUUAUUAGAAUGACUUACUGCAGUCCAGCUGAUCCAGUGAUGGCUGUCUGUGAACGGGAAGUCCAAAGGUCCAGUAGUUUCUUGGUUCAUGAAGCUGGAUGUCUCGGCUGGUCUUCAGCAUCCACUGGGACCCUGAAGAAGGAGGCUCUAAUGCCAGUGAAGGCAUGGACUUGCUAGCAAGGCGAGGACAAGCAGGCAAAGAGCAAAAGCUUCCUUUCAAAUUCUUAUAUAGGCUUCCUGCAGAAGGCAUGACCCAGAAUAGAGGUGUGUCUUCCCACCUCAAGAGGGAAGAUCUGCCGACUUCAAAUUAAGGAGAUGUGCCCUCCAUUUUUGAAUUUUAGUUAAUUCCAGAUGUAGACAAGUUGGCAACCAAGAAUGACCAUCAGAAGGGGCAUUCAGCAUCUAAACUGUAUACCAAGCAUAUUUCAGACAUGUUUCAUAAUGUCACUGAGUCUCCAUCUCUUGUAGUGUUUGUGUCGUAUAUUCUCUCCCGAGGUUAGCAUGCCAGUGUUCCCUGUCCUUCACUUAAAUGACUUUGUGUGAAGCUUGCUCGAACCCCUACUCCCCUCUGAAUUUCCAUAUCCCUGUGACACUGCCCAGUCGUAAUGAUUCAUUGUUUACCUGUUGCUUGUACGUGCAAAUAUUAAAGUAAUUUCCAAUUUGCCUUUAAUGUUAAAUUCACCUGUAAGAAUAUAAUAAUAAUAAUAAUAUAUGAAUACCAGUA
Phodopus roborovskii (desert hamster) is the source of this 3163-nucleotide messenger RNA. It is a transcript of the gene Alg2, whose product is annotated as ALG2 alpha-1,3/1,6-mannosyltransferase. Gene Ontology annotation, molecular function: alpha-1,3-mannosyltransferase activity; GDP-Man:Man(1)GlcNAc(2)-PP-Dol alpha-1,3-mannosyltransferase activity. Bases 107 to 1354 code for a protein of 415 amino acids. NCBI's taxonomy places the organism in Eukaryota, Metazoa, Chordata, Mammalia, Rodentia, Cricetidae. The record is from RefSeq and is a predicted model, not a curated record. The transcript has 2 exons.